This is a messenger RNA of Alligator mississippiensis (American alligator), 12863 nucleotides long. RefSeq names its product kelch like family member 18 (gene KLHL18). The record is from RefSeq and is a predicted model, not a curated record. Gene Ontology annotation, molecular function: protein binding. Lineage: Eukaryota; Metazoa; Chordata; Crocodylia; Alligatoridae. The transcript is spliced from 14 exons. The coding region runs from base 102 to 1853 and encodes 583 amino acids.
UCGGCUACGGCGGCCGGGCGGGGACAGUGCGCGGCGAGGCGAAGCGCGGCGCGGCUGGGCGAGGCUAGACGAGGCGGCUGCCGGCCGGCGGGCGCGGGACGAUGCUGGAGGCGGCGGCGGCCGAGGCCGAGCUGGACGCCGAGGACCUGGUGCACUUCUCGGUCGGGGACCUGCCCAGCCGCGGCUACGGCGUCAUGGGCGAGAUCCGGCGGCAGGGCAAGCUCUGUGACGUCACCCUCAAGGUAGGGGACCACAAGUUCAGUGCCCACCGGAUCGUCCUGGCGGCCUCCAUCCCUUACUUCCAUGCCAUGUUUACAAAUGAUAUGAUGGAGUGCAAGCAGGACGAGAUUGUCAUGCAGGGAAUGGAUCCAAGUGCACUCGAGGCUCUGAUCAACUUUGCCUACAACGGGCACCUUGCAAUAGAUCAGCAGAACGUUCAGUCUUUGCUGAUGGGGGCAAGUUUCCUUCAGCUGCAAAAUAUCAAGGAUGCCUGCUGCACCUUUCUCAGAGAGAGACUUCACCCAAAGAACUGCCUGGGAGUGCGUCAGUUUGCAGAAACGAUGAUGUGCGCGGUGCUCUACGACUCUGCCAAUAGCUUCAUCCACCAGCACUUUGUGGAGGUGUCCAUGUCCGAGGAGUUCCUCACGCUGCCUUUUGAAGACGUCCUGGAGCUGGUUUCAAGGGACGAGCUCAAUGUCAAGUCAGAGGAGCAGGUGUUUGAAGCUGCAUUGGCCUGGAUACGGUACGACCGAGAUCAGAGGGAAACCUUCUUGCCUGAGCUGCUGUCCAAAAUCCGACUGCCCCUUUGUCGACCUCAAUUCCUCACUGACCGCGUGCAACAAGAUGACCUUGUCCGCUGCUGCCAUAAAUGCAGGGACCUCGUCGACGAGGCAAAAGACUAUCACCUAAUGCCAGACCGCCGGCCCCACCUCCCAGCAUUCAAAACCCGUCCCCGAUGCUGCACUUCAAUCGCGGGAUUAAUUUAUGCAGUGGGAGGACUUAAUUCAGCAGCACAUUUUUAUGCAGGUGAUUCACUGAACGUGGUGGAAGUCUUCGACCCCAUUGCCAAUCACUGGGAGAAGUGCCAGCCAAUGACGACGGCGCGCAGCCGAGUGGGCGUCGCGGUGGUGAACGGACUCUUGUAUGCCAUCGGUGGCUACGACGGCCAGUUGCGGCUGAGUACGGUGGAAGUUUACAACCCAGAGACGGAUUUGUGGUCCAAAGUGGGAAGCAUGAACAGCAAACGGAGCGCAAUGGGAACCGUGGUGCUGGAUGGGCAGAUCUACGUAUGCGGAGGGUACGAUGGAAACUCAUCCCUCAACUCUGUGGAGACGUACUCGCCAGAAACAGACAAGUGGACAGUAGUGACCCCUAUGAGCUCCAACCGCAGCGCAGCCGGAGUCGCAGUGUUUGAAGGCAGGAUCUAUGUGUCUGGAGGGCAUGACGGCUUACAGAUCUUCAGCAGCGUGGAGUACUACAACCAUCACACGGCCACGUGGCAUCCCGUCGCCAGCAUGCUCAACAAACGCUGUCGACAUGGAGCCGCCUCCCUGGGCAGCAAGAUGUUUGUGUGCGGGGGCUACGACGGCUCCGGCUUCCUCAGCAUUGCUGAAGUUUACAGCUCCAUGGCGGAUCAGUGGUACCUGAUUGUCCCUAUGAACACCCGGCGGAGCCGUGUCUCCCUGGUAGCAAACUGUGGCCGCCUUUAUGCUGUGGGUGGCUAUGACGGACAGUCCAACCUCAAUUCAGUAGAAAUGUAUGACCCAGAAACUAAUCGCUGGACGUUCAUGGCCCCCAUGGUAUGUCACGAAGGAGGGGUUGGUGUGGGGUGCAUACCACUCCUGACCAUCUGAAGAAGGAAGCACAAGGCGGCCGUCUUCAAGUGACAAUCUUGGGAGAGACCCAACAAGGGUAUAAUAAUGUGAUAUUGAGAGGUACAUUUCCAGGUGCUCGUGUCAUUCAUGAACACACACAAACUGUCCUAAAACCACCCUGUAACUUGCGUGCUGAGGUUCCAGAUAGACGAAUAAUUUGGCAUUCAGAUUACGUGUGCGGAUGCAAGCGAGACUUGCCCACCUCUCUCCUGGACUGGGUGUCGAAUGUAUCCUGUGGCUGGCGGGGGCUUCCCCUUGCCAGCCAUUGCUUUGGGUACAGCAUUGAUCCAGGCAGGGUCCACCACAAGCAGUGCUUUUGAGAAUCACCGCUGGAGUCUGUAUGCUGUGGUUCGACUCUGCGUAAAUCUGUGUUGGGAUCAACUGGGAGGGAGCGUAUAAGCAGUAUGUUCAGGGCAAACAACCCAAAAGUCAAGAUCUAGUUUAUCAUUAACAAAUAAUUGGGGUGUUGCAAACAGGCUGGUUCUCUCUAUCUUGUUACCAGGCAUGCUAGAUCUUGCUCAAUAUUACAAAGCAGAAGGGACUCUGUCACCAAUGUUGGUUCUUAGAAGACUGUGGUUGGGCAAAUGCAUGGAAAUGGGUAGCCCCUUUGCAUCUGAGGUGCUGUCCUUAUGACCAGCGUUUUGCUAUCUCCUUUGAAUGUAACUUAUUUUGUUCUACUUGAUCAGGAAAAAAUGGCUCAAACCAUUUUAAGAAGGGGGCAGGGGAUGAGAGGUCCCUCCUUCCUCCCCUCCCAAUUUUUCCAAAAAACUAGGUUACAAUAGGGUGUUAUGGGGUGGGGGAGGGGAGAAAUAUCAAUGACACCAGCAGUAAACUUAGAUUUAAGUGAGAAAAUGGCCAAAAUGUUAAUAAUAAAGGUGUCUCUUUCAAAAUAAAAUCUCUAUUUUAGUUUUGCAAAAGUUAGGCAAGAUGCAUACAAGAAACAGCUGGGUCACAGGGUGAUCAAGGUCGGUUCUUCUGAUCUUUCAAGCAGAGGAGAAAACCCAGAGCCUCACCUUGGUUUUCCUUUGGAAAUUCCCUGCUGUGCAUUCAGCUGUUUUUGAUUUCACAAAAAUGUCCUGUGGGUUUUGAAAUACAGAGUUGGCCCCACUGCGUUGUGAUCUGCUGUGUUUCUUGUCUCUGUCCAGGAAGGGCCUGCUAUACUCAUUUGCUUCAGACAGCUCAGAUACAGACUUGACCUUUAUGGAGAAAUACGGUGUAGGGACAGACAGCAAGAGUUUGCAUAAGAGACGUCAUGCGAGUGAGUGGAAAAUCGUGCAUACGUAAACACUCACUGCUGCCUUAGCUUUUAGUCCGUCAAGUGUUUUACAUUUUCAGUUUGAUGAGUGGGAAAGAUCUUUACAGCGUGGCCAGGUGACAUGGUAUUAAUUGGCUAGCAAAAGUUUUCUGUUCCUGGCAGGGAACAAGUAGUCGGCCUGGAAAUCUUUAUCCAUGUGUUCUGCUGUCACACAGUCUGCUGGCAGAAGAAUAGGUGCUAUCUCUACCCCUUCCUCCCUGACUCUCUCAUAAUCUCCUUGUCCGCUGUUUUUAAUGAUUGCAAAUGAAAGGACAAGUGGGUCCGUGUCCUGCAGCUGCUCCACUUGUGGCACGUACCACCUGACAAAUACUUUGGAGUCCUUGGGCCUGCACCUUUGCCCUGAAGACUUGAACAAGAGGCAAUGUAAGGGGAUGGUGUCUUACAGGCCUGGACCAUGGAUACCUGGGUCUGAGUUGCUCUUCCCAUGUUGCUGCCUGGUAGCUGUUCCAGUCGCCCAGAUGCUGUUGUGCAACCUUGAUGAAGAAAAGUGUCAUCUUGGCCAUUUCCUUCUACAGCAGAUCCAUGCUGCAGCGAUUCAUUCGGAGCACAUCUCCGUGGUUGGCGCAUUGGUGGGUUAAAAUAUACAUCACUUGCAAGAUUUGCCAAGCAGGCUCUGUGGCUUUCCACUGGCUGAGGCACUUCUGGGAGGAAAACCACUAUCUGAAACCUUCUCUUUUUGCUUAAUCAAAAAUCAGCAGCAUUCUCAAUAUCCAGGUAGGCUUUCUGACUCCUUCAGUCAGCCCUUCGGUGCAGCCCGCACUAACGGCAUCAUCGAAGAAUUCGAUCGGCACAAGACCUAAAGCUGAAAUGCCCAGGCCGACAGGACGGUAUGGACAACGUGGCCUAGGACAGACUCCUGUGUCCUCGGAGAUGAUAUUUAAAUAUAUCCAACUUGAAGUAAACGUGUGUUAGCUCGCUGUUGUUUCUCUCGCAUGCGGAGCUCUCUGCCCAGCACACAUCCUCCUGCGGGAGUCCACAAUAAACCCCCAAGUCGCAGCUUCCGCCGUUGCACUGUGCGAGGAUGCUGAGAUCGCGGCAAGCUCCCAUGGGCAGAACAGCCGGGCAGGAAGGGAAAGGCCCUUCUACUCGAACACUAAUCUCUUUCAUCGACGGGGGGGAGAGAAAACAGCUCGGUUUGCUGCCUUUUGUGUGAACUUUUGAAAGUGCUAAAGCUCCUUUAUGGGGGUUUGGGUCCAGGGAGGCUCUGUGCACUGCCCACCUCUGAGCCAGCCCGGGCCAAGGGUGUUCCCCACCUCUUUGUAGGGGAGUCUGAAUGUCCUUGCUUCUGAAAACCCCCAAUGCAGUUGAGGUUUCUAACUUUGGGUAUAUACGUGUUGUCUAUAUAUUCCGGUACCGGUGUCUGUUUUAGGUGUUGUAUGAGCAUAUCUGGUGUAACUGUGGCUCGUCCUGGUAUAUCUUUUUUUUCCCCGUGUAUAUAUCAACCAGUGGGUCGUGCUGGAGGGUAAAUUCAUUUGGCAUUUCCCUGCUGCUAAGACUCGAUUCCAGCCUUUUCUGAAGGAGACCAAAGCUUGUUUCCAGGGCACGAACUGCAGGGUGCUAACGAAAUCAAAUGGUUUGCAGCACACUGCAAGUUUAUAACUAGUACGUCUUGGAGACAGAAUGGGAUUUUAUUUGCUUUUCCAUUGUAAGGCUUAUGGCAAGAAAAGGAAUUAGCAGCAUUUUUCCGUUGCUAAUCCUCUUCCCAAGCUGUUUCAGUUGGGCAGUACAAAGGGAGAUUUUUAAGGGGCAUACUGCUUUUAGAGAUCCUUUAAUGCUCAUGUUUCUUUGCUCCCCCCAUCACUGCUUUUAAAGGAGUGUGGCAUUGACACAACUUCCAGCAGUCGUGCAAAAAUCACAUCAUUGAUGUGAGGGGUUGCACUCUCGAACACGGGGGUCGCUUGUCUUCUGUCCAUGUAGCAAUCCCUUAUCUGAGCUCCCCCCACCGCUGCAGUGAUGUACUUGCAUUGUUGUACGUCCAGAGAUUUUACCACCCUGCUAAAAUUGCACUGAGGGCGUGGAUGAGUAGAUUUUUUACUAGGCUGCACUUAUUACACAAGCAGGUUCAGCCUCCAGGGCGUUACUGCCUCUUGCCUGGCGGUAAAGGGUAACUGUAGAGCUGCAAUGUGCUGCCUUCAAAUUGGGGGUGGUUUUAUUUGAAAUGCUUCUGCCUUGGCAGCCGUGAGUUGGAUGCACUGAGCGGGACAGUCACGGUGGUAUUGGAAAGGCCCCCGGGAUUUGGCUCUUCACACACCAGGGUAGGACAGCUCUCACUUCCCACGAGGUGCCCAUCACCAGGUCUCCUCUGAGUUGAUGCUGGUUCCUUCAACAGCCUUUGGUAUGGUUUUAAGCGUUCGGCUUUUUCCUGGUAACUUUGGCACACGAGGUCUGUUUGCAGACAACAAGGCUUCUACCAACAGGCCUGGGGGUGAGCAGACCCCAGAGGGCUCCACGUAUUAUACUGCGUUAGUAGCAUCUAAACCGACGCAGACACGUAAGAGAGUACCCCUCUCUACAGAUACCAUGUAGGUACACUUGGAGGUCCUGCUUUGCUUCUUUUGGACCAGUUUAACCAAAUGGCCAUAACCAGAGAUCGGUUUGGGGAGGAAAGAAAGGGAAUGAAGGUUGUCAGCGGAUGUCUGUUUCCUCUGGGCUUCCUGCUAUCAGGUCUGUUUUGUAUUCCCACCUCCUUGGGACACCGUACAGCCAGCUAAGCAAGUGGUUUUUAAACGCCCUGGCACCAGCCUCCCCUUUUGCAUCAGUGCUGCCCAACAGCCUCUUUCGAGUCACCUGUAAAACUAUUCAGUGAUCAGUAUUUAUCCAUGUUUGUGCUAGGGGCUGUACAAAGGUGUAGUAGCAGACAGUCCUUGCUGCAGGGAGCUUGCAGCCUAAAUAGACACGGUUGCUGCCAGUGGAAAAAGACACAAGGGCUGUGUCCAGAUGACUGCCAUGGCAGUGCCAUGUACUGCACAUUCACCUGUUUUCCAUGCUGUAAGGGAGCAGUGUGUGUUGGGGGGGUUGACCCCUGGAUAUCCAGGGGUCCAAAAUACCCAUGCAGAAAAAGGGCAGAGCAUGCAGAAGCAGCACGUGCCACUCAAAAUGAGCCUGGCCCGCAGGAGCUAUGCUCCAAAAUGAGGCUGGAGAGAGAGGGAGCAUCUUGUCCAAGCUCAUACUGCAAGUCAGCGACAGAGCCCAGGUCUCCUGACUCCCAGCCUAGUGCUCUGUGCACCGUGGCGUGCGUCUUCCAUUUCAGCUCGCUUUUUCAUAUGGGGGGUGGAGAGGAUAAACCUCUCCUGAGAUUCCCAUAUACCCGCAGAGUUGGUGAUGCAUCCCGUUAAAGCGAAGUUGUUGACAAGCCAUUCUUGGGUGCUUCUAAGCCUGCCGCACAUCUGCCCCUAACACUUCAAGGUACACUGUGCCUCUGGGUUCCUGUCUCUGCUAACGUCUGCUACCGCAAGGGAAAUGUGUGACUCUGAACACACGCGUGAAGAAUAGGUCACUGGUGACUGUUCCCUUUCUAAGACUUUGCCUCUAGUCACCUGUAGUUUGUGUACUACAGAUUGGAGUACACAGUCUGUACCAAACUCUGCAGUUUAUCCAUUUGACAGAAGUUGAACGCUUACGCUUUUGGUCCCAGAAGUUUUACUGGAGGUUCUUGAGACGCCUAAAAAGCUUGACCACGAGACUCAAAUACUUGCAACUGCCCCUCUGGAAAAUGAGCACUACCAGGAGUUCCCGUCCCAUCAGCCUGCCUCUUGGUGGUCAUCUGGCCAUGCUGAGAGCUGGAUGCUACGAUUUGUCUUGAUAGAGACCUACGGUCUACUUGUGGGUUCGAGACAUCCCCCCCUUGCCCUUAAUCCUCUUCAGUAGGGUGAAAAGUCAGUCUUUCCUCUCAUCCUUAAAAUAAGUCUUCCUCUCCCCACCACUACCAUAGACUCUUCCUCUUAUGCUGAUCAAGGUUGCCCACAGGUGCCAAGAGGCCACUUGGGACUCAAAACUGAGCCCUUCUCUCCUCCCUUUCAUCUGCAGAUUUUGUGUUUCCUAAUAGUCCCCGCCGGGUGGAAAUACUGGUUGGAGAGUGGGGGGGGGGGGGACUGGACUGCAGCCUUCUUUAGGACCAGGAUUGCACUGGUCCUAACCAAAGCAGAGAUCAUGCAGCUUUUGCGUAUGGUGUGAUCCCUCUCUUCUCUCUGCAGAGGUGGUUAGGUCAUGAAGCAAGAUUAUUCAGGUGAUAUGAGAUGACAAGGUUUGCUGCUACAGGUGGUGGUCAUGGAGUUUCUUCAAACAGGCUGAAACAAGUCAAAUUUCUUGAUGAAUUAGUGCCAGAAGUCUCCUUGGCACCUGGCAACUUAUUCUUACAGCCAGUUCCCCUCCCCUGGCCAAGCAUCUCUCUUCUCCAAUGCACUUCCCCCUGGCGAGUGUUAGACUGGAACAAUUUGGGAGCGAUUGAUUCGAUUGAUUGAUUUCUUUUUUUAAACAAAACAAUUCUGAAAGGAUUUGGCUCCGGAGUUUGGAGAGCGCAAAAAAUACUUGUGUGAACAGGUAUUGCUCAGGCAUCUCAAAUAGCCAUGGCCUGGAUUUGGUAAUGAAAAGCCUCGCGCUUCGAUUUUUAAAGGGGUGCUGCUGAAGGUGACUAUGCUAAAACUUGUGCUUCCUGUCUUUUAUUAAAGUCCUCGCAUCAAUCCUCACUAUAUGUUAACUUCCAUGUCUACGAUCGUCUAGAGUAAAGCAUUCUUCUAGGAGCUGCUCAAAAACUGGGACUGUCACAAAAUCCUAGACAAUGAGGGUGGGAAGGGACCUCAGGAGGUCACAUCUAGUCCAACCCCUGCUCCAAGCAGGACCAGCCCCACCUACAGCAUCCCAGCCAAGGCUUUGUCUACCUGGGUCUUAAACACCUCCAAGGGUGGAGAUCCCACCACCUUUCCGGGUAACCCGUUCCAGUGCUUCACCACCCUCUUUGUGAGAGUUUUUCCUGAUAUCCAACCUCAACUUGCCUUGCUGCAGCUUGAGCCCAUUCCUCCUUCUCCUGCCAUCUGCCCCCACUGAGAACAGCCCAGCUCCAGCCUCUUUGCAGCCCCCCCGCAGGGAGGUGAAGGCUGCUAUUCAAUCCCCCUCGGUUUCUCUUCUGCAGCCUAAAUAAGACCAGAUCCGUCAGCCUCUCCUCACCAGUCCUGUCCCCCAGCCCCACAACCGUUUUCAUUGCCGUGCGCUGGACUCUCUCCAAUUUCUCCGCAAUUUGUCAGUUCUAUCCCAAACUCUUUCAGCACCCUUGUUUUAACAUGCAGAUUUUUUAAACAAUGAGUUUGUUCCUAGUUCUAGCCUAAAUCAGCAUCACGGCACUGCAGUCAGUGAAGCAACUUCUGUUUACAUCCACGGAGAAACCAGUCCCGGUCGUGUCUGAGGUUCUCCCACGCGCGCUGACAACGGACGUGGAUGUUGUGAUGCAAGUAGGGGACGACCCAUGGAAAGCUUGGAAGAGCUGGUACAAGAAGAUGCGAGAACACCACUCCAGAUGCGCUGAGGAAGUUGCUGGCCUUUAGCUGGCAUGGGAGAGUGCACAUAAUGUAGUAACUUCUGACUGGUAUAUUAUUAACAGAAAAUUAAUAAUUAUUAACAGAAAACUAACAGCUCAUUGCCAAGACUGGUCUAAUCAACAUUUCAAAGAGAUCAAAGACACAGAGGGAGCCUGCCCGGCAUGGUCAGCACGAUGGGCUACAGACUGAAGACUCAAAAUCAGCCCCAAAGUUCAGAGGGGUGGAUGGAUAUAUUCAGUGUAAAAUGUACUGGGGACACUCAGUACAUCCUUUUGAGAUUCCCUCCAGCGCCUGGUGCCUCAGCACAGUCUCGUUCAACGUGCGUCUCACCAUUGUGUUGCCUCUCCAAGCAACGUGCAGGCGGCCAAGGUGGGGAAUGUCCUAUUUUCGUGUCCUUUUGAUGAACCCCUAGCUCAAUGCACAGUGCAAUCCAGUUGACAUUCAACUGUGUAACAUCCUGGUUUUAAAACUCCCAUUGCUUCCUUCAUUGCAAAAUUUGAUGCGUUCGUUAACAAAAGGACUGUUAUGUUGCUGGAAAGAAUGUAGCCCUAUUUUUACUGGCCUGAUUUCAUGAGUGUGUGUGGGUGACUUCUCCACUGGUAUCUGGUAUUUUCAACAAUAACCAGUUUUGGAAGGGAGCUGUUAUUUUUUUCCCCCCAUCUCUUCCCUUUUUUUUUAUGAGAUUCAUCCAAAGUCUGUCCUGGUUGGUUAUCCUCGCAGCUGAAAAGCCUCAAGAUUAUUCAUUCAUCCAAGCUAGUCGGUGUUCAGGUCCGGGUCUCAGAAGUUGGUUAAUGCUCAGCUGUAAUUGCAUCCAAGGAGUUGGUGCAUCUGUUAAUGAGACUGUUUGUGCGUGUGUCAAGUUUUACCAGCUCCUCAAUUUGCCAUGAGAUGGGUCAGUCAUACGCCACCUUUUCUUCUGGUCUUCCCGGUUCUUCCCAGCCUUGCCUUGCCUAGUAUGGAUUCAUCCAUGCUACUGGGCAUCAAAUCUGCCCGUCUGUCUGUCCAUCCAUCUAUCGUGUGUGUUCGAAUUAGGCUUUCUUAUAUAAAACUGCUAAAACAAUGGGGCAGAGGGCUCAGAGGGAGUUUGGUCCUGCUUUACAGCACUUUUUUAUGCCUGAGCUGUACUGGGCGCUGCAGGAGAGGGGGUGCCAGGCUCAGCUGGCCGUUUUGGUCCAGUUGGGUAUGAGAUCUUGCUCUCUUUUCUCUCCUGUGACGAAUGGAGUCAUCUCUGUUUUCCAUCUGUAGCUUUCUACAGGAACGAGCAUGCGGGGAGGAGUUGCAGCUCUUCCUCCGAUACUGAAAUACCAGCACGUGCCAUGCGUUCAGUGCCUGUGUCCUGCCCGGUGAGGAGUGCUUGCAACACAGGCACGUGACGUGAUCUUAUGCAGUAGGUCCAAGUGGGCUCCCUUUUCCCGAAGGAGAAACGAAGUCCGAUGUUUCCUCCUUCAAGGUAUGAACAACGUCCACAGCAAAAAGUCCUCCCUUCUGUGGGACAUUGGCAGGUCCCAAGAUUGCUGGGACCUACUUGUGGAGAAAGUCAGACCUUCAGUGCAGCCGCAAGCACGGGUGACUUGGUCCUUGUCUGGCGUGCGGUGCAUUACCACUGGCCAUUUCUCUUCUUUCCCUUCAGACACAUAGUGGUCUUGGUAGGUUACUAUUCCAGCCCUGACCAUGACCCAGCUGGAAUAACCCCCGCAGGCCAGCUGAAAGAGGAGGAGGGGAGUUUGCCCUUUGUUUCCACCUGCUUGAGCACAGCUCAGCUAUCCGCUUGUCCCUCAAGAUCCUAUUUGAUAAGGCCAGAGUGGAAAGGCAGCUGACCUGAGGAAGCUUCCUGCAGGCUCCCUGCCCUCUAAAAAGGCUCUUUCUUGUGUGUGAAUUUGCUGGCCAGUGAUUGGGAACCAAAGAGAAGUGCAAACCAUUGCUGCUUUCUUUUUCCUUUAAGCAGAACACAGUCGCCUGCGCUGGUGCAUGUUCCAGGCAUGGGCUUAGCACUGCUCAGUGCACCCAUUUCUUUUGAAUGCUUUCCUCUGUGAGGGAUACUGCAAAGCUGCCUGGCCUGUGCGGAGAGCUAAGGAUGUGCGUGCUAUGAGGGAGCAGCCGUGUCUUACAGACCUGCAUGCCGCCCAGCCUGGUUCCCGUGGGAGGACGGUCGGGGACUUGGCCACGUGUGCAGCUGCGGAGAGGGGCAGCGAUGGUGCUCUUCGUGGCGGCGGUGCUGGCAUGCCUGGGGGCGUGCAUCACAGCCGUGCCCGCCUCGCCGGCCCCCCGAGACGUGGCUCGCUCUGCCGUGGAGGUGUAUAACCAGGAGGCGGGAACGCGCGCCGUGUUCAGGCUACUCAAGCUCAAAAACGUCCACAAAACGAAAUUUGAAUGGGGCAUGCACUUCAGCAUCAACUUCACCAUCAAGGAGACAUCCUGCCGGAAGAGCAUGGCCAACUACCGCAUCGAGGACUGCCGAUACUGGCCCAGCGGGCAAGUCAGACAGUGCUCGGCCCAGGUCUCUGUUCUGGACUUCGCGCAAGAGGCCCCUUUGACGUCCGUGACUUGCGUCCCGCAGCAGCGAGCGAACAAGCCCAAGCCCCAGGCACCCCGUGAGGUGACCGUACGCCUCCCGGGCUCCCUGUCCCUCGCUGCCCAGGUGGUACCAGAGCAGGACUGAUGCGCCCGAGCCCCAAGAGCCUGCCCUGCACCAGACACCGUCGCAGAGGCUGCCUUGGCGCUUGUCCGGACGGGUGGCCACGUCACACGGGAGCUUCUCAUUGCCGCUGGCUGGACUCGCUUCUGGCUUUCGCUUUGCUUUGGGCAGCAGGAAGCAGCUGCUCACCCACUCACACCACCCUUGCGCCCCUUCCCACGUGGGACAGCCGCCGCGGCUCACGGCCGGUGCCCAGCGGUGGUUGACCCUCAAUGCCACCCAUCCCCUGCCCUGAGACUGGUCCCAUCUCAGGCACCUGCUUUUGCUUGAGGUCUAAGCCAAGUUUUCCCCUUGCAGAUAGUGAUCCCAGCCUCUUCGGGGUGAUGGGCCUGCCCCAGGGAUCCUAAUCGCUCACCUCUGAUGGGAAUCAUGGCCUGAGUUGAGUGUUAUAAAAACCAGCACGGAUGGGAAGAGAGAGACCCUCCUUUUAGGCCCCCAACAGAGACUGCCCCUGCUCCCACCUCCUACUGCCUUGUUGCAAGUCACAGGGGAAUUGGUGCUUUUCCUCCGGCCCCAGCACCUGGAGUCAUGUGAUGGCGGAAGAAAGACGAGCCUCCCUUGGAAACUGCGCACCGCAACAAGUGUCCAGCCCCGAGGGAGACGGAGGACAGCUUGACACAGUGAAUCCCACCCUAACCCUAACCCAUGCCCUCACAAGCCCCCUGGGCAUCUCCUUAUGCCCAGGUGGGCUUCACCCCCUGCACUGAGCAGCUGGGCAGCCGGACGCCUGCGGGACCAUCACCCGCUCCCGGGCCAGUUUAGAGCGACUCAAGUUGCACUUGAGUUGCAGCAAAGGAAGUUGAGGUUGGAUAUUAGGAAGAGGGUGGUGAAGCACCGCAACAGGUCGCUCAGAGAGGUGGUGGGGUCUCCAUCCUUGGAGGUGUUUAAGGCCAGGAUUGACAAAGCCCUGGCUGGAUGAUGUAGAUGGGGCUGGUCCUGCUUGGGACUAGAUGUGACCUCCUGAGGUCCCAUCCAACCCUCGUUUAAUAUGACCCCGAUGUGAGGCUGUGCUCAUGUCCCCAAAGAGACCCCGAAAGUGCACAUUUGUCCCAAAUUGGUCCCAGGUCUUUACAAGCUGUGCAGGAGACACUGAUCCCUCCACCUUGACUAUCGCAGGGGUUGCUCAAUACUGAUUCAUGGGCUGCAGGGAGGCUGGGCUGGGAUACAAAGCCAGUUUGAUGAGAAGCCAGGGAUCCUGCAGAGUCCUGGGUGCGAAUUCCCCCAGAUUUACCACGUUGCUCCCCGCUGCUUCUGUACAGCUCUUGUGUAAAACCCUGCAUUUCGAUCAGCGCCGGGAGAGGGAAUGCGCUCUGUAUUGUCCCGUUCGUUCCUCCAUAACGGGCAGUCAGUCCUUCGACUUGUGCACAUUUAAGCCCACUUCUGUCUUGCCUGGCUCAGUGCAUACACGCCGCAAGCUUCGCACGAAUAAAGACGUUCAGUACUUCUUA